AUGUGGUGGAGGAGUCAUGUGACUGAGGCAGUGCAGGCUGCUGCCAGGAGGAAGCUGGACUGUCUGCCUGCUGUCCUGCGAUGAUCGCCCUGCAGCUGCUUCUGCUCCUUGUCCUGCUCCUAGCAGGGGCGGACGGAGCCUGGAACCAAAGACAGAUCCGGAAAAAAAUCCACCAACUGCGGCAGGUUGAGAACUUCAAAUCCUUCUACAGUCGUCUUGGGUUUCCAAAGGGAGCCCCCCUCUACGUGCCCCCGGUGGAAGGCUAUAUCACACAGCCCCUUGACCACUUCAACAGGAGGAACAAUGAGACGUAUAGACAGAGGUACUGGAUAAAUGAAGAAUUUUGGAAACGCCCUGAUGGACCGGUCUUCCUGUUUAUUGGAGGAGAGGGUGCGGAGUCUGAAUUCUCGGUCUUGGCAGGCGAGCACGUUGAGUUGGCUCAGAAACAUCAAGCGCUCCUGGUGUGCCUUGAACAUCGUUAUUAUGGAGCUAGCAUCAAUCAAGAUGGCUUGACCCUGGAAGCAAUAAGGUUCCUGUCCAGUCAGCAGGCGCUCGCAGACCUGGCCUCCUUCCAUCUCUUCGUCUCUCAGAAAUAUAACUUGACUCAGAAGAACACUUGGAUUUGCUUUGGAGGCUCCUACCCUGGAUCCCUUUCUGCUUGGUUUAGACUGAAGUUCCCACAUUUGGUGUAUGCAGCUGUGGCCUCCUCUGCCCCGGUCAGAGCAGAACUGGACUUCACCGAUUACAACAAGGUGGUGGCCCAGAGCUUGUCCGAUCCAGUCAUUGGAGGAUCAGCCAAGUGUCUGGACAGAGUGAGGGAGAGUUUCCAAGAAGUGGACUCCAUCCUUCACACGGGGAACGUCUCGAAACUCGAGAAAGACUUCUCGUCCUGUUCGCCUCUGCAAGCCCCCGAUGAUUACGCGGAAUUUGUCAGCAACCUGGCGGAUAUAUUUAUGGGAGCCGUGCAAUACAACAUGGAGACGCCGGGCAGCGAUGUGAGGAAGAUCUGUGAGCGCCUAGUCGGUGCAGAAUCGGCAUACCAAGGGCUGAGACUUGUCAAUUCAGUGUACAUGGAUUACAUAGGACUGCAGUGCGUGGAAAACUCCCAUGAGAAGUCCUUGUCGGACCUGAGAAAUACAAAGAUAAAUCCGGUGGGAGUUGGGGAGCGGCAGUGGUAUUACCAGACGUGCACAGAGUUUGGCUACUAUCAGACUUGUGAGGACAGUUCUUGCCCAUUCUCCCCACUCAUAUCCCUGAAGUCUCAGGUGGAUCUCUGCACAGAAAUCUUCCAGAUCCCGGCAGAGUCCGUCCGUCAGUCGGUCAAAUUCACCAAUGAAUUCUAUGGAGCCGAUCAUCCCAAGUCCAGCAGAAUAAUCUUUGUUAAUGGUGACGUAGACCCCUGGCACGCCCUCAGCGUGUUGAAGAACCAGUCCCGCUCGGAAAUCGCCAUCUUUAUCAACGGGACUGCCCACUGUGCAAACAUGGGCCCUUCUCGCAGCACCGAUCCUCCAUCCCUGCAGAAAGCUCGAGAGGAAAUUGCCAGUAAAAUUGGCGAAUGGCUACAAAGCGCUCGGAGGACAGAGUGACGUUCAAAUACCAAAAUGUUUUAAAAAUCACUGGA
Messenger RNA from Bufo bufo (common toad), 1621 nucleotides. It is a transcript of the gene PRSS16, whose product is annotated as serine protease 16. The coding region runs from base 81 to 1586 and encodes 501 amino acids. Gene Ontology annotation, biological process: proteolysis. The record is from RefSeq and is a predicted model, not a curated record. Gene Ontology annotation, molecular function: dipeptidyl-peptidase activity; serine-type exopeptidase activity. The transcript is spliced from 12 exons. NCBI's taxonomy places the organism in Eukaryota, Metazoa, Chordata, Amphibia, Anura, Bufonidae. Gene Ontology annotation, cellular component: lysosome; endosome.